AUGCGUCCAAGAUUGGAGAUCUGGAUCCUGCUGUGCGCAGCAGUUCUGGGGUUAGCAGCAGGCCAGGAGUCCCCACAGGGCGCAGGCCCGGCGCUUUUAUCGGAUGCAGAUGUGAGCCUACAGAAGUGGGCUGCCACGGCCGCCAUCCUGUCGCUGCAGACCACCGGCGGCAAUGAGGAGGCAGCGCUGCUCACCCUCGACACCUUGGAGAAGCUCACGCUGCAGGCGAUCAACGAUGCAGCCAAUGGCCGCCCCGAGGCCGCGCUCGAGCGGGUCAUCAACGACGCCACCAAUGUCGACCUUCCAGCCAACGCAACGGACGCGCUGGAGCGCUUGCAGAACAUUCCCACGGGGGGCGUCCCGAGCUUCGUCGGCCCGGCGCGCAUCGGCAACGCAACGACCUUCUUCAACGGUCUCCUCGUUGUCUCCGACCCGCGGCUCUUUGCGGACUCGUCGUCCAAGCUGCAGCAGAGCGCGCUCGGCGCAAUCUUGGCGGCCACCGGCAUCAACUACUCCCCCUGCCUCGCCGUCCUCGGCCCCGUCGGCGCGGCACUCUUCGCGCAAGCCAUCUCUAUUGGACCGACGCUCAUCCAGACGUCGUCGUCCGGCGGCGCGCUCGUGUCGAUCGGCGUGAACAUCGGCCCGACGCUGAUCAAUAUCGGCGUCGCGGACUCGGCCAACAUUGCGGCAGGGGUCUCGAUCACGCCGACGCUGAUCUCUGUGGCGCCGGUGCUGGAGGCGGCGGACAUUAAGACGGGUGUGAGCGUGGAUUCCACACCGCUCGAGUCGGUCAAGAUUCCGCGGCCGUGGCCGGAGCCGCCGCCCGCGCCGCCGCGGAAAAAUCCCCCGGACCCGCCGGAGCCCCCCAAGCCCUCACAGCCGCCGCAGCCGCCACAGCCGGGGCCCACUGUGCAGCCAUGA
Coccomyxa subellipsoidea C-169 is the source of this 921-nucleotide messenger RNA. RefSeq lists its product as hypothetical. Bases 1 to 921 code for a protein of 306 amino acids. The transcript has 2 exons. NCBI's taxonomy places the organism in Eukaryota, Viridiplantae, Chlorophyta, Trebouxiophyceae, Coccomyxaceae. The record is from RefSeq and is a predicted model, not a curated record.